AUGGGUCCUUGCAUAAGAAUCGCGCGCGACAGAAUCCACAAAAGAAGCAAGACUGGUGGGCGUCGUGAACGCAAUCGUAAAAAGAGGAAGUUUGAAUUGGGUAGACCUGCCGCAAUGACCAAACUGGGUCCUCGCCGCAUCCACACUGUACGCGUUCGUGGUGGAAAUAUCAAACUCCGAGCCAUGCGUUUGGACCAGGGCAACUUUAGCUGGCCCACUCAGGCCAUUUCGCGCAAAUCGCGAAUCAUCGAUGUUGUCUACAACGCUUCGAACAAUGAGUUGGUUCGUACAAAGACUCUGGUUAAGAAUGCCAUUGUGCAAGUCGAUUCCGCCCCUUUCCGUCAGUGGUACGAGGCUCAUUACUUGAAGGAGCUUGGUCGUCAUCAUGCCAAAGGGAAGAAGGUCGAAACCACCGAGAACCCUGAGGAUGAUGUUCUCCUCAAAAAACGCAGUGCCUCUGUCAUGAAAAAGUAUGAAGCUCGCCAGAAGCUGCCCCAAGCUACUCUUUCUGAAAACCUCAAGGAGCAAUUCAUGUCUGGCCGCCUCCUGGCCUGCAUUUCCUCCCGUCCCGGUCAAGUCGGUCGUUGCGACGGAUACAUCCUUGAAGGUAAAGAGUUGGAGUUCUACUCUAGGAAGUUGAAGGCUAAAAAAGCUAAGUAA
Molecule: messenger RNA, 660 nt
Organism: Echinococcus granulosus
Lineage: Eukaryota; Metazoa; Platyhelminthes; Cestoda; Cyclophyllidea; Taeniidae
Product: 40S ribosomal protein S8
Exons: 3
Coding region: 1-660 (219 amino acids)
Biological process (GO): translation; maturation of SSU-rRNA from tricistronic rRNA transcript (SSU-rRNA, 5.8S rRNA, LSU-rRNA)
Cellular component (GO): cytosolic small ribosomal subunit; ribosome
Molecular function (GO): structural constituent of ribosome
Source: RefSeq, a predicted model, not a curated record